AUGGAUGGCUGGGGAGAAGUUUCUCGCAUCCCAGCUACGGCCCGCUCUGCACCGGCCCCCCGGGGCCCCGAGGCGCCGCCUAUCACGGCGCUUCUGUUCGACAGCACGGCCAACUUGCUCUGGUGCGGCGACGCGCAGGGCCACACGGCGCUGUUCACGCCGCUGCUGCAGGAAAACACGCCGUACCGCCACAUGGCCUUGUACAGAUACACCAAGUUCCGGCUGCUGGGCGCCGCGAGCCCCGUGGUCCAGCUCUUGAACCACCAGCGGGGCAUCCUCUCGCUCCUGCACGGCGCGGUGGGCUUCAGCCUGCGCCGGGGCGUGCCGAACGUGGCAUUGACCGCGGCCCUGUGGCCGGCCGCGGACCGGGCGGCGUGGGCCGGUCUCCGCAGCAUGGCGCUCGCGUACCUGACGUCCCACGACCUUGUGGUGGGCGGCGCGGCCGCGCUCUUCAAGGUGGACUUGGCGCGGCCGACACAGCCCACGCGGUUCGCGCAUGACGGCGACGUGGCGCUCGUCAACUACUCGUCCAAGCUCCUCACGUUGGGCCGGCUGGGCGGCGCGCUCGAGGUGUUUGACCCGGCUGCCAACAAGUCCGUCAAGACGUUUGCGGGCCACAACGGCAUGCUCUCGGACUUGGACGUCAAGGGCAACUACGUGGCCACGUGCGGCUACUCGGCCCGCAUGCCGCGCUACGGCCUGGCCUCCGCCGCGGUGGAGUACAUGGUGGACCCGCUCGUCAACAUCUACGACUUGCGCACCAUGCGCGCGCUCUCGCCGCUCCCGUUCUCGGCGGGCGCCAGCUUCGUGCGCUUCCACCCGAAGUUGCCCAACAUCGUGGUCAUCGCGUCCGCGAACGGCCAGAUCCAGUUCGUCGACAUCCACGACCAGCUGGUCGUGCACCUCUACCAGGCCGACCUCACCGACGCGGCCGCUGCCGCGGGCCUGCUUGCCGCAGCCACCAGCUCCUACCUCGCCCACUUGAACAUCAGCGAGAACGGCGAGUUCCUCUGCUUUGCCGACGGCUACAAGAACUUGCACUUGUGGUCCAUGAGCUCAUCCACCAGCCAGAACUUCCUCAACUUCCCUGCCACGCUCGACCAGCCCGCCAUUCCUGACAACAUCGUCGCCGCGCUGGACCACGUGGCCUUGGACGACGUUGUGCCCCUCAACUCUGUAGGAAUGCCCUACUACAAGGAGUAUUUGGCCUCCAACUUCCCGUCGGAUUUGGUUUUCAUCAAGGAAUCCGCCAGAAUCCCAAAGCAGGUCACGGAUGCCUGCUUGCGCCCGAAGACAGCCCCCAAGUCGGCUCCCACUAGAUACCACUACGACAAGGCCAAGUACGGUGCACGUCAUGUGACACCCCUGUAUGUUUCGUUGAAACAUGCGCACGGCAAGACGGGCGCUCCUUCGACAAAGAUAAGCUCCAUCCCCAAGUUCAUCAGCGAAAGAAGCAUGACGUCCUCCCCUGUUGCUGGUGGCAGAGCUUUCGAAUCAGAGUCACCGUCAUUGCCUGCAUUUGCCACAUUCCACGACUUCAACGAUAUCGAUUCGGAUGGUGCCUCCAAGUUCAAUGCCAAGACAGACGCACCCGGUGAACAAACCGACUCGACGUUUCAGUAUAAGCCUGACCCGAGUACUCCAGUUCCUCCGUGUUAUGGCAAGCUUGAUAUCCACUACUCUCGAUUUGGGGUCGAUGACUUUGAUUUCGAUUACUACAAUCGCUCCAAUGGACAGUUCGCAGGACUUGAAAACCAUCUAGACAACUCUUACACAAACUCCUUGCUUCAGAUAUACCGCCAUAUCCCAAUUUUCUACAAUGCAGUCACCAAGAGCUUGAUGUCCGAAUAUCUUCCCAAUGACAAGAAGACAAUACAUGAUAGAGGCAACCCUCUGGGUACAUCUGUCUUAAACGAGCUUGGGUAUCUUUUCGACAUGAUGCACAAGGCAGGGGCCAGAAAUGUCAACAUAUCCAACUUCUCCCUCAUUCUAAACGAAAGUGACAUUGCUAAAAACUACGGCCUAUUGAACACAGACGAUGGGAAGUCCCUUGAUUCCAGAGAGCUUCAGGAAUUGGUGGUGACUUUCAACAAGUUUUUGAUCGAGUCUAUUGUAAGCGACUUCAGGUCUCAAUUUAGUAUCGAUGUUCAAGACUUGAGUGCGACGCACUACGAACUAGAGUUCUUUGCCCCUUCUGGUGAACUACUAGACAAGCAAUACGGCAGCCAAGUCACUCUCGACUUAUGCUCACCACCCUCACACUACCUCAACAGAGGUGGCUUUGGAAACCGCUAUACUUCACAGCAUUUGACGAAGAAAAACAGCACAAUCUUAAACUAUCUCGAUUACUCCCUUAAUCAGCAUCGCUUGAUUCCGGCAUCCAUGAACACACCUUAUGAAGUUGAGGCACGACAACUCUUUAUAGACCUCGGACCUGUCCUCCUGAUUAAUCUUCCCCUUAGCGAUCAGGAGUUUGACCAAAUCAGGAGUUUCAAGAAGUGGCUUGUACCUGAGUUCUACACGGUGAAUAGCGCAAACAAGAAAUUGACUUUCAAGCCAGUCAUUGCCCAGAUGAACCAACGAGCAAACAAGUACGAGCUUCAGGGCUACGUCUGUGAAAUCAGCCAUGGCCUGGCAUCGUGCAAAGGUCAACACAACCUUGUUUCAUAUGUCAAGAUAAGAUCAGUUUCGCUGGGCAAAGAUCAGUGGUUUUUAUUCAACGACUUUUUGGUGAUGCCUAUUCCAGAGGACGAGGUCUUCAAUCUAUCUUAUCUGUGGAAAAAGCCAGUCGUUGUUGUCUACAGCAAUUCUGAAGACCAUAGAAACCAGAAAUUCUCCUAUUUCGAGUGCGAGAUGUUCAGAAAACUUUCAUCCCUCAACGACGGAAUUUUGUACAGAGACCACUUUGCAUACGGUACAAGACAAGGCUAUAAGAAAGAAUAUGAACUCUUGACUCGUCAAGAGGCUCCUGCUCUCGGGUCUCUUAUCGCAAUCGAUGCAGAGUUUGUCUCGUUGAGGCCAGAGGUAGCGGAAGUCAGUUACACCGGGAGUCGAAACUUGGUAAGACCAACGCUACUUUCGCUCGCCAGGAUAUCUGUUUUGCGAGGUGAUCCUGGACCAAAACAUGGGGUCCCAUUCAUAGAUGAUUAUAUCAUGCAUUGCAAGCCCAUAUAUGACAACUUGACGAACUUCUCCGGCAUCGAAGAGGGAGACUUGGAUCCCACGAAAUCACACAAGACGCUUGUUACGCUUCAAACGGCGUACAGAAGACUUUGGCUUCUCAUGAAUCUAGGGUGCGUUUUUGUUGGACACGGGCUCAAAAGUGACUUUAGAUGCAUCAAUCUUCAGGUCCCCAGGUCGCAGAUCCGAGACACGAUUGAAUUCUACCAUCUUCCUGACUUUAGAAGAAAGCUCAGCUUGAAGUUUCUAGCCUACAGUGUUUUGAAAGAGUCAGUGCAGACGAGAAACCACGACUCGAUUGAGGAUGCUCGUACAGCGCUUCUUCUAUUUGAGCGGUACAUGGAGCUCAGGGCGUCGGGAGAGUUUGAGCAGGCUUUGCGGCGUAUUUACAGCGAGGGCCAGCAACUCCGGUUCCGAGUGCCUGAGUAG
This is a messenger RNA of Metschnikowia bicuspidata var. bicuspidata NRRL YB-4993, 3609 nucleotides long. RefSeq names its product poly(A)-specific ribonuclease. Gene Ontology annotation, molecular function: nucleic acid binding; poly(A)-specific ribonuclease activity; protein binding. The transcript is spliced from 2 exons. The record is from RefSeq and is a predicted model, not a curated record. Gene Ontology annotation, cellular component: P-body; PAN complex. Bases 1 to 3609 code for a protein of 1202 amino acids. Gene Ontology annotation, biological process: mRNA processing; nuclear-transcribed mRNA poly(A) tail shortening. Lineage: Eukaryota; Fungi; Ascomycota; Pichiomycetes; Serinales; Metschnikowiaceae.